AUGUCUAUUAAGUUACACGCCAAUAUCCUGGACUUGCCGACCGAGAUUCUUUGGGUGAUAGCCGACAAUCUACGGGGACACGAAAUUUCUGCUCUUGCUCGAAGCAGCCGAAUACUCUAUCCCAAGCUCCGGUUAGCCCUAAUAAAAUACAACGUCAGACAUCAGAAUAGCUCUGCGCUUCAUUGGGCUGCGAAAUCCAACAGUACCGACUUUGCAAAGACCUUGCUCUCCUACCGGGCCAACGUUAACGCAUUGGUUGAUGAUUGCUCCCCGUUGAUGACAGCCGUACGUUACGGGUCCAAGUCGACGGUGAAACUUUUUCUAAAAAAUUCAAAAACAAUCAUCAACCUCAGGAAUGCGGCUGGAAGAAGUACCCUGUGGUACAGCGUGGAAAAAGGGUCAUAUUCUAUCGUGAAGAGGCUCCUCCAAUGCCCUGAUAUCGAAAUCGAUCUUUUGGAUCAUGAGGGACAAACUGCGCUCUGGCUUGCCAUCUUUCAAAAAAACGAAAAAUUGGUGCGCUUGCUGCUCUCAAAAGGCGCUGAUCCCUACACGAAGGAUCGGGACGGUGUUUCGCCAUGGAUGGCAGCCUUUAACAGGGCACCCAUGGUAGAUGUGAUCCUGGAACAUUUUGAAACUUUGCGCCCCGAAUCGAAGAGCAAGAUCUGCAGUAGCAUGCCAGAAACGAUUCAUGGUGCCGCAAGCAAAGGAGACUCUGGCGUGUUGCGAAAGCUGCUCCGCCGCGGAGGAGACGUUAAUGCAGUGGACGGCCAAAGAAAAACAGCCUUGCAUCUUGCAGCGAGUAAUGGGCACCGAGAGGCUGCCGAGCUACUACUCAACCAAAAAUCCAUUGAUCUGGCUGCGCUGGAUCAAAGAAACGGCACGCCGCUCCACGCAGCUGCGAUGGGUGGACAUCUCGCAGUGGUAGAUUUGUUGCUACGUCAAAAUGCUCCCGUAAACUGCAAGGACAAUUAUGGAAAUACCCCGCUGUGGUAUUCGACUUCUAGUCAUCGCGACGAUGUCACAGAGAGACUUCUGACCGAAAAUGACGUGGAUAUCAAUACAGUCGGAGGAGGGGGAGAUAUGAUGAGCCCUCUACUUCACUAUACCAUCUGGCAAGAAGAAUGGACACAGUUGUUCUACGAUGGUUCCUUGCAAGACCGACUCUGGACCCAAAUAUCUGCGUGGGCUGUCGAUCACCUCUCCGCCUAG
Penicillium samsonianum is the source of this 1209-nucleotide messenger RNA. Its product is annotated as ankyrin repeat domain-containing protein. The record is from RefSeq and is a predicted model, not a curated record. The transcript is spliced from 2 exons. NCBI's taxonomy places the organism in Eukaryota, Fungi, Ascomycota, Eurotiomycetes, Eurotiales, Aspergillaceae. Gene Ontology annotation, molecular function: protein binding. Bases 1 to 1209 code for a protein of 402 amino acids.